Anoplophora glabripennis (Asian longhorned beetle) is the source of this 449-nucleotide messenger RNA. Its product is annotated as cytochrome c oxidase assembly factor 6 homolog. The transcript has 3 exons. Lineage: Eukaryota; Metazoa; Arthropoda; Insecta; Coleoptera; Cerambycidae. Gene Ontology annotation, biological process: respiratory chain complex IV assembly. Bases 112 to 399 code for a protein of 95 amino acids. The record is from RefSeq and is a predicted model, not a curated record. Gene Ontology annotation, cellular component: respiratory chain complex IV; mitochondrion.
AGACAGGGAAUUUUAGGUUAUUUUGCAUAAGCUGGUGGAUGUCAAACCAAAUAUUCUGUAAAACAAGAAAUAUCCGUUUUUAAAGAUAAAUUUCAAUUACAGAAGUAAGUCAUGUCGUUUCCUACGAAGGAAGAACGUAGUCGGUGUUGGGGAGCUAGAGACAAAUAUUGGGAGUGCUUGGAUGCAAAUGAGGGAGCAAAUAAAGACAAUGUCUGUAGAGAAUUUAGACAACUUUAUGAAAAAUCCUGUACAUCACAGUGGGUGAAACACUUUGAUCGGAAGAGGAAUUACUUGGUAUUUAAGGAAAAAAUCGAGAAAGACGGAAUUCCAACUAAAAGCCACAAUGACAAGUCUUUUAAUAAACCCAGAAGAAUAUAUCAUCAAAUAGUAUGUCUAUAACAGUGUAUAAGUUUCGAAAACGUUUUUGCUUGCAUACUAAUACAGCUGUG